This is a messenger RNA of Sardina pilchardus (European sardine), 3904 nucleotides long. It is a transcript of the gene slc15a2, whose product is annotated as solute carrier family 15 member 2. Gene Ontology annotation, biological process: dipeptide import across plasma membrane. Gene Ontology annotation, molecular function: dipeptide transmembrane transporter activity. Lineage: Eukaryota; Metazoa; Chordata; Actinopteri; Clupeiformes; Clupeidae. The coding region runs from base 1417 to 3624 and encodes 735 amino acids. The transcript has 23 exons. The record is from RefSeq and is a predicted model, not a curated record. Gene Ontology annotation, cellular component: plasma membrane.
CUCUUCAGACCACUAAACCUGCUGCCUCUGACCGGAAAAAUGGAGAUUAAUCCACACCUUUGUGAUUUGCUUCGCUCCUUGUCAAGAACACCAUUUCUCUAGGACAACAAGAUGGAUGCUGUAGUUAGAAGUGUAGUGUUUUUAAAGGCGUAGAUUGGCAACGUGAGGGACCAUUAGUGUUUGCCAUUGAGUAGUAGCACAUUAGCCUGCAGUGAGCAUAGCCCUUGCCUUUCUUUAUGCCUCUCCUGUCUUUUUGACAAUCACUUUCUCAGACCGGAAUCCCAACUCCUAUUUGGUUGGUUUUCUUCUCAUGAAAUACAAUAAAUUAAAACCUACAGACCUUUUUUUAAAAAAAAGAAAAAGAAAUCAAUGUCAUAUUUGUGUUUAAUUUGAAUCUUGUGCUGGUAUGGAUGGAAGUUGAUGCUGGUCAAUUGUAACAGAAGAAAAGGCACUUUGUAUCCCAUAUGUGAUAUCAUGCAAAAUCAAUUAUGCAGUCUUUUCCUCUUGGCUGUAAAGAGCAUGGAGUCCCUAUAGGUAAAAUAUAUUUCCAUGUUUCCAUUCUUUCACACAAACAUAAGGACGUUUGUGGGUGUUUUUGAGCAGUAACCUAUGGGUAACCAAGCACCGCCAGGUACGUCAUGGUUUUUGAAGAUGCAUCACCAUGGAAAUCACAUAGGAAAUUCUCUGUCACAUCUUUUUUUUUUUAUCCAGUCCAUGUGUAUGGUCAUGUAAGCCGAGUUCAAUGUAGCGCAAGACAUCACAGCCGACUUCAAUGCCUUUUGAAAGACACAAUUAAAAUAGAGAUGUCACACCGCAAAGCACUGUGCAAUCUCUACCAGUUCCUAUGGUUACGCGCUUGUUUGCACCUCCAAAAACAUGGCAUACCUGGUUUGUGAUGUACGUUUGUGUGAAAGAAUGUUCAUCAGAAACCCAAGGGACAAACUUUUGAAAUGCAUUUAUUUUUCCAAGUUUCUGGCACACAAUGUAAACUUUAUUGCCCAUGCUCCUGUGCUCUAUAGCAAGGGUGUCAGUGAAAUGUUCAGUAAGAUCAAAUCCAUCAACAAAAGCUUUUUUUUGCAUUUUAAUUGUGACAAUACUGCUGUUUUGAAGUUUGACCAGCAGAGGUCAUCGUGGAGCAGUGUGAUAGUCUGAUACAUGGCCAUUUAGUGCUGCCUAUGCCCUUUUCACACACCUGAAAUGAAUUUGACCUAAAAUGUCAGAAUUUCAUUACUCAAUGUCCUGAGGCACUGAGAGUUAAGAUAAAGGCGAUCGCAGGUGCAUUUGUGUUUCUGCCUUGCAUUGCAGUAAAUAGUAAGUUAAUACCUCAGGUGCAAGACUGUAAAAAAUAUUGUUGAAUUUGUUGUUGCUGCCUGGUUUGGUUUGCAGUUUGCCGUGUCUAAUGGACAAAACCUCAGGAUGAUGAAGAGGGACUCGAUGAAAAGCAGACUCAUAGAGGAACCUGGACCAAAGGACUUCUCAUCAGAAGGAGAGGAGAGGAAAAAGAAAUCACCAACAAUAUGCGGCACCAACUACCCAGUGAGCAUUGGCUUCAUCGUGGUCAACGAGUUCUGCGAACGCUUCUCUUACUAUGGAAUGAAAGCGGUGUUGACCCUGUACUUCAUACACUACCUCAAGUGGGACAAGGACCUCUCCACGGCCGUGUACCACGCCUUCAGCAGCCUGUGUUACUUCACCCCAAUCCUGGGUGCUCUCAUCGCUGACUCAUGGCUGGGGAAGUUCAAGACUAUCAUCUACCUCUCCAUAGUGUAUGUCCUUGGCCAUGUGGUCAAGUCUGUUGGGGCCAUUCCAGAUGUGGGGGAUAGCACUAUGCACGUAGUGCUGUCCAUGGUUGGGCUGAUCCUCAUCGCCUUUGGCACAGGGGGGAUCAAGCCCUGUGUGGCUGCCUUUGGUGGAGACCAGUUUGAGGAGGAGCAUACGGAGGAAAGAAGGAAGUUCUUCUCCAUCUUCUACAUGUCCAUCAAUGCCGGGAGCGUCCUGUCAACGGUCAUCACACCCAUACUGAGAAGUGAUGUCCAGUGUUUCGGUGCAGACUGCUAUGCCCUUGCUUUUGGAGUUCCCGCAGUUUUAAUGAUCAUUGCUCUGGUGGUGUUCAUCGCGGGCAGUGGGCUGUACAAGAAGAGUCCCCCAGAAGGGAAUGUCCUUCUGCACGUGUGCAGAUGCAUUGGCUUUGCCAUCAGCAACAGGUGGAGGGCCACCAUGCAGGAGCCCAAGAGAGAGCACUGGCUGGACUGGGCACAGGAAAAGUAUCCGAAACGCCUCAUCUCAGAGAUCAAAAUGGUGCUGAGGGUGCUGGUCUUGUACAUCCCCCUGCCCAUGUUCUGGGCUCUGUUUGACCAGCAGGGGUCCCGCUGGACUCUACAGGCCACCCGCAUGAACAUGGACUUUGGACCAUUUGUGUUGAAGCCGGAUCAAAUGCAGAUGCUCAACGCCCUGCUGAUCCUGGUGUUCAUCCCUGUCUUUGACAUGGGCCUGUACCCGCUCAUCGGCCUGUGCAAGAUCAAACUCACGCCUCUUAGGAAGAUGGCCGUCGGCAUGAUUUUCGCUGCCCUGGCCUUUGGAGCCGCCACGUUUGUAGAGCGCAGCGUCAUUGAAACUGUGGUGGAGCCCCCACCUGCAAGGACAAGUUUGCUCCAAGUGUUGAACCUCGCACAGGAAGACGUGAGGGUGAACGUCGAGGGCCACGCAGACCUCUUUCCUCAACCAAUCAAGCCCUAUGAGGAUCCUAUGGAGUACAAGAGUGUUCAUUUGAAUGACUUUAAACAGGCCCUCACUCUCACACUGACUGUCAAUGGGGCAGAUCGCCACUGCGUUAAGACCUUCACCGAAGAGGAGGCCUAUACUCUGAUCAUAAGCAAUAGCGUCCUAAAGGCCGAUUGUAGCCUGUUAAAGGACAACAUCAUUAAAUCUGAAAAUGGAGAAGCACAUCUGAGGUUUAUAAACACCCUUUCAGAGGAUUUCAACAUAACUGUUGGAGCUAAAAGUUUCCAUGUUCCGGGGGGAGGUGCAGUCUCAAAUGGUGAAUUUGUGGACAGAGAAGAGUACCCAGCUGUGAGAUAUGAAAGCGGCUCGACGAACUCUACUUUGAACCUCGGGCUCCUAGACUUUGGUGCAUCAUACUCUAUUAUUCUGAGAGGGUCUCCAGAGAAUGUCGAGACUGUUAUCAUCGAAGAUGUCCAGGCCAACAACGUCCACAUCGCUUGGCAGGUCCCUCAGUAUGUCCUGCUGACGGCGGGGGAGGUCAUGUUCUCCAUCACAGGCCUGGAGUUCUCCUACUCACAGGCUCCAGCUAACAUGAAGUCAGUGCUUCAAGCUGGCUGGUUGAUGACUGUGGCAUUUGGGAAUGUGAUUGUGCUGAUUGUGGCAGAAGGAGCUGGCAUGGAACAGUGGAUGGAGUUCCUCCUCUUUGCUUGCCUGCUGGUUGGAGUCUGCAUCAUCUUCUCCAUCAUGGCCUACUUCUACACCUACGUGGACCCAGACCACCUCGACAAGAUGCACGGAGACGACACAGUGGAGUACACCGAGGACGACCUCAAAAAGAAUCCGAAAGACGGCGUGCAAAUGCGUGCCAUUGGAGAGGACGAUGGACAUAGUACCAAAAUGUAGCGCAGAAAUUCCUUUGCAGUAUUUUGUUGUUUACAGUUAACAUAGGUUAAGUAAACACAUCCUGGCGUCAGUCUGACAAUACUAUUUAAAAGUAGCAUCAUUGUGAUUCUCUGGCCUGUUUUUGUGGCUUAAAUAUGGAACACUUUUGAAAGAUACGCAUUGUACCGUGCAAAUCUUACCAAUGCUGACAUAAAUGAUUUUAACACGUUGCUAUUGAAAUGUGUAGAAUAGAUUAUGAAAAAAAAGUAUUUGUGCCUUGAUGUUAUUGUAAGUCACAAGA